AUGGCAUGUGGUGAUUACGACAUCGUCGUUCUUACCGAAACUUGGCUGCGACCCGAUAUCGCGAAUACUGAGCUGGCGUCCGAUUAUACGAUUUUCCGUUGCGAUCGUAGUGAAAGAUCAAGUUCUUUACGACGCGGAGGUGGAGUUCUAAUCGCAGUUAGGUCUUCCUUUCGUUGCAAUUCUGUAUCGCUCAGUAACUACUCUCAAUUGGAGCAAGUCGUCGCUUCCGUCAAACUCCCUGACCUUACUAUUUACAUCUGUGGCAUCUACAUUCGGCCCAACUCUCAUCCCGAUGUAUACACCAUGCAUUCUAACGCCGUAUGUGACAUCUGCGACCGCGCAUUGGACACUGACUCCAUUUUCGUAGUCGGCGACUAUAAUCUCCCAUACUUAUCAUGGACGUUCGACAAGGACAUAAACAGUUAUUUGCCUAGUAACGCCUCCACGGAAGCCGAACUUGUGUUCACGGAAACAAUAGCUGCAUCUGGACUCCAUCAAAUCAACACGCUUCGCAACUCGAACAAUAGGAUUCUCGACUUAGCAUUUGUUAACGAUAGUUGCAAUGCCGAAAUCAUCGAGCCACCCUUUCCUCUUUUGAAACUUGACGCUCAUCAUAAACCUUUUGUUCUCCGUAUUCAACUCGACGUGUGUUCUCAGCAAGUUCCUGAUGAUUCUUGUGACGAUCCCGAUUUUGACUUCAAGCGAUGUGACUUCACUGCACUGAACAACCUUCUUUCAGGUGUUGACUGGAACGAAAUCAUUGGCGCAGAGUCAACAAACUGCGCAACGGCAGUAUUCUAUGAAAAAGUUUAUGAGAUCCUUCGCGAUAACGUUCCUCGCAAACGAAGAUGUCAAGCACCCAGUUUUAAGCACUCAUGGUGGACGUCGGAGUUGCGACGUCUCCGUAAUAGCGUCCGCAAAGCCCGAAAAGUUUACUUUCGAGAAAAAUCCAGUGACGCGAAAGAAAAGCUUAAGCAUCUUGAAGCGUGCUAUAGUGAGUGUCGAAUAGCAGCUUUUCGCUCUUAUACAGAUCGAAUUGAAUCGAAUUUGAAACAGAAUCCGAAAAGCUUCUGGUCGUAUGUGAAAAGUCGUAAAAGCGGAUCGCAUAUUCCGGAGAAUGUAUCGUAUGGUGACUUAACAGCUAACAGUACCCCUGAAGAAGCGGCUAAUCUGUUCGCAAAUUUCUUACGAAGCGUGCACAGUCAAGUUUCUUCAGGGCUGAAAGAACAUCAUUCGGCGUGA
Toxorhynchites rutilus septentrionalis is the source of this 1242-nucleotide messenger RNA. RefSeq lists its product as uncharacterized. NCBI's taxonomy places the organism in Eukaryota, Metazoa, Arthropoda, Insecta, Diptera, Culicidae. The coding region runs from base 1 to 1242 and encodes 413 amino acids. The record is from RefSeq and is a predicted model, not a curated record. The transcript has a single exon.